AUGCCAUUGUUUGUGGAGGAUCCCGGCUGGGAAGCUACACCUUUGGGAAGGCGGCACAACAUCCGCUACCCAGCCGCUCGCCAAAUAGUAGGAAUCAUCAUCUUGUGAGUCAUUGACUGGCCCAAGAUGUCAAGACCUCCUUCAAUCCAUGAGUCGGACUCGCCGAAAGGUCAAUCAUCUGCUCGCACCUCGGCUGAGGAGUCUCGGAGCCAACAGCCACGGACAGAAGCACAGAAAAAACGUGCCAUACAGCGGCCGACAUGGAUUCCCAUAGGACCUACCCAAUCGCAAGUCAGCAUGUUCACAGGAAGGGCAGAGGGCCCAGUAUCACCCGCGCCGUCCUUGAGAUCAGACGAUGGCCAUUCCGCUCUCAGCCCCAUGUCGAUAGAUCGCGUCUUCCCUAUUCGCUCGGCUGUGUCCAUUGAUCCUACCGCCACCCCCAUGCCUAGGGGAGAAUCAGGUUCAGGAUUUCCCGGAAUGAGGCCUGUUGCAGGCUCAAGGACAUCGACGGCGCGAGGCCCAUCAGGAGUGGCUGGAUCUCCGCCCAAUCCGUCAGCAUCAGGACAGAAGACAAUAUCAGAAGCCGGAGAACCGGCUUCGGAGCGCGAGCGUGAGCGUAGCCGCGAGAGCCACCGCAGGAGCACCUCUACAGGCAGACAGGCCACCAUCCACGUUGACAGUGGGGUGCUUGCCAAUAUUCUUCAGUCAUCAGAUGGCCAUUCAUCCAAGUCAGAAGUGUCCAGUAUGUCAGGAGGAGUCUCUUUGGCGAUGGCACAGGAACCUGCCCUGGUGACGGCUCGCUUCAAACACAUAGUGACUGAUGGAGGACACGCCGUUGUCACUGGCAGAGACGGCGAAACACUACAACGAUGUGAAGACGAACCUAUACACAUACCCGGUGCGAUACAGAGUUUUGGGCUUCUCGUUGCUCUCAGAGAGGAAGACGAGAAAUUUGUCGUCCGUGUGGCCAGCGAGAACUCUGCUAAGAUUCUCGGUUACACGCCACAGCAACUGUUCAAAAUUGACUCGUUCCUGGACAUCUUCAGCGAUGAGCAAGCGGACAACCUUCUUGACCACCUCGAUUUUAUUAGGGAUGAAGGUGCUGGAGAUGCAUCGUCGAACGGGCCAGACGUAUUCAUGCUUUCCAUAAAGCCUCCUCAUGCAAGGACGCGGAAACUCUGGUGUGCAAUGCAUCUGUCAGAAAGUGACCCUGGGCUGAUCAUCUGCGAAUUUGAAAUCGAGGACGACCAGAUGAAUCCGCUAAGACCCAAGGAUGACAUAACUCCCGAACACCCGGAAGAUACCCUCGGGAGCAACCCAACACAAGAGGAAUUGACCGACAGCACCGUCAACAUCAACAAACCGUUGCGUGUUCUUAGGAGUGCACGCAAAAAGCGAACCGAAGCCGCAGCCAUGGAGGUAUUCAACAUCAUGUCACAGGUGCAAGAACAACUCUCGAAUGCUCCGUCCCUUCCAGUCUUUUUGAAAGUCCUAAUUGGCAUCGUCAAAGAACUGACGGGGUUCCAUCGAGUCAUGAUCUAUCAAUUUGACCAGUCCUUCAAUGGACGAGUCGUUGCCGAACUCGUCGACCCAAGGGCAACACGAGACCUUUUUAAGGGGUUGAACUUUCCAGCAUCAGACAUCCCUAAGCAGGCAAGAGAACUGUACAAAAUCAACAAAGUUCGGCUUCUUUAUGAUCGUGAUCUAGAAACGGCUCGUCUAGUAUGCAGGACUAUGGAAGACCUUGAGAAGCCGUUGGACAUGACACAUGCGAACCUGCGAGCAAUGUCACCCAUUCACUUGAAAUACCUCGCUAAUAUGGCGGUGCGAUCGUCGAUGUCCAUCUCCAUCAAUGCUUUCAACGAGUUGUGGGGCUUGAUAGCUUGUCACUCUUAUGGGCAAAGUGGUAUGCGGGUUUCGUUCCCCAUUCGCAAGAUGUGCCGUCUCGUUGGAGAUACAGCAUCGCGAAAUGUCGAGCGUCUCUCUUAUGCGUCAAGACUUCAAGCACGCAAACUCAUCAACACGACCUCCUCUGCUACAAAUCCGUCUGGGUAUAUCGUAGCUUCAUCAGAAGACCUCCUGAAACUCUUUGAUGCCGACGUCGGCGUUCUUUCAAUCCGAGACGAGACGAAAGUCAUGGGAAGGUCCAGAGGUCAUCUCCAAGAAGUUCUUGCCAUGGUUGAAUAUCUGCGAAUGAGAAAAACGACUUCUGUGUUUUGUUCCCAGGAUAUCAGCAACGACUUCCCGGAUCUCCGAUACGAACCCGGGUGGAAAUUCGUUGCGGGUGUUCUCUACGUGCCGCUAUCAACCGGUGGAGGUGAUUUCAUUGCAUUCUUCCGCAAAGGAGUCUUGCAAGAAGUCAAGUGGGCAGGCAAUCCGUAUGAGAAGUUCGUCAGAGAAGGGACUGAAGGCUACCUGGAGCCUCGCAGUAGCUUCAAAGCCUGGAGCGAAACUAUCAUCGGUCGGUGUCGAGAUUGGACUGAUGAGGAAGUAGAAACUGCUUCCGUCCUGUGUCUCGUCUAUGGAAAGUUCAUUGAUGUCUGGCGUCAGAAGGAAGCGGCGCUCCAGAACAGCCAGCUGACGCGCCUCCUGUUGGCCAACUCCGCGCACGAAGUACGGACACCACUGAAUGCAAUCAUCAACUAUCUUGAGAUAGCAUUAGAGGGGCAACUUGACACGGAUACCCGUGAAAACCUAUCGCGUUCGCACUCCGCCUCGAAAUCGUUGGUUUACGUGAUCAACGAUCUCCUGGACCUUACCAAGACAGAGGGUGGACAAAGCAUGGUCAAGGACGAAUCUUUUGAUCUCUUGCAAGCGCUCAAAGAAGCCACAGACCCUUUCAUUGGGGAUGCGAAACGCAAAAAUCUGGAGUAUCAUGUUUCGAUCGCGCCCGACUUACCCACGAAGGUCAUCGGUGACCAUCGCCGAGUCCGCCAGGUUGUGUCCAACCUCAUCUCGAACGCCAUUCAGCAUACGAACGAAGGAAGGAUUAUUGUAGAGGCAGCUCUCUCUGCUUCCACUCCACCUCACGGUAAGACCGAAAUAGAGGUGGUUGUUGAAGAUUCUGGUGUUGGAAUGUCGCAAGCUAAAGUCGACGCUUUAUUCAAAGAACUCGAGGAAGUUACAUACGAGGAGGAUUCAAACGAGUCCAAGCUCCUUUCGGCUGAUCCUUUCUUCGAGACGCCUAGCAGCCAACAAAUGGCCCUAGGCCUCGGCCUAGCGGUGGUGGCUCGAACAAUCAGGCAUAUGAACGGACAAUUGCGUGUCAAGACGGAAGAGGGGAAAGGCUCGCGCUUCGUCAUACUUCUAGGCUUUGAUCUUGACAGCGAGGAAACCUCUCAGAGGGACACACCCAAGGCGCUCCCCUCAUCCCGUCCUAGUAGCCUACCUCCUACGCCACAUCCAAAGGAAGGUGAGGUCACCCUGGUUUACAGGAACCCCAAGCCUGACCCUGAGCCUGGAACUCUGGUGCGCAGGGAAAGUGGAGAAAGCAUGCAGAGUUUGACAAGCAUGAAGAGUGGCAAGAGUGGUGCUAGUGUGAAGAGCGAGGCCAGCCAAAAGAGUGACGCCGACAGGCUUAUCAACGCUAUCCAAGAGCCGUUGCGCCUCUUCCAAGAAAGGAGUAACCAGUCCCAGGACUCAGUGAGCCACGCCAAACGCCCAUCGUCGUCUUCAGCGGGAGCUCCAUUGUCUCCUAGCAGAACAAGAAAUAUCUCGUCUCCCCAAGAGCACAUACCUUCGUCCAUCCUCAAACAUUACGGCGCCGAAAGGAUCGCAGACUCUGGAACGCCACUACGUCCAGUCCGCAUACUCGACGACUAUAUUGACAAGACAGAUGGGCCAAAGACUGGGGCCAAGGUGCUUUUCGAGGAGCCCGAGUCAGUGGGGGCGCCGUCUCAGUCCGACACGACGGAAGCAGCAGACAGGUUUUCGAUGUCUGGCUUUUCCGUUCUGGUGGCGGAAGAUGAUCCUAUCAACAGCAAAAUCAUGAAGAGGAGAUUGGAAAAACUGGGACACUCUGCUUACAUGACCGUCAAUGGAGAAGAAUGUGCAUCUGCGCACGGAGAGCAACCUGCAGCUUUUGACGCCAUUCUGAUGGAUCUACAAAUGCCUAUAGUCGAUGGUUUUACCUCGACCAAGAUGAUCCGCUCAUUCGAAAAGACGCAUAUCAACACUUCCUUGUCAAGUCGAGCCAAGCAUAACGGCCGGGUUCCAAUCUUUGCAGUCUCUGCUUCACUGGUUGAGAAGGAAAAGGAAAAGUAUAUGCAGACUGGUUUCGAUGGGUGGAUCUUGAAGCCAGUUGAUUUUAAGAGAGUCGAUUUAUUGCUCAAAGGUAUCACCGAGUCUGAAUCACGAAACAGUUGUCUCUACGAGCCAGGCAAAUGGGAGAGAGGCGGCUGGUUCGAGAAAGCCAGACCAGACGUCUUCGCAGUCGAUACGCAUCCAAGUCAGCAAGGACCUACUGCCCAGACAGAGAGUCGCGAAGACAAGGGCGAGUGGCAGCCGUUAUCGGCUGGGUCAUCACCGCAUUCAGAAGCCACGGUCACACCACUUGCAGAAAAGCUCCAUUAGAGAGUUGGGAUCAUGUCUAGGAGUUGUGCACUGGAAGGCACAGCUGCGGAUCAGUUCACAUUUUAUUUCUAGGCUCGACAGCCCUGCCCAGUUUGAAGCACUACAUGUGUACAGCGCUCCUUGCCGAGAGGAUUUGCGUUAGGUUCUAGCUGAUCGCUGGAAGACCUCUGUUUUGGGCGGCAUCACAUCUGGGCUUGGCGUGGCCGGGCGUAAGCGAUACUUUUCGCGAGCAAGAAUGUUAGCGUCGGUGUUCAAUAUUUGGGUCGCAUGAAACAACCUGGUGAAUCAUAGAAAGCGUGGGAAGCGUGAUGGGACUGCUACAUGGGAGUCUAGGCAAGAAGCCACUGGUCAGGAUGAC
Messenger RNA from Exophiala viscosa, 4930 nucleotides. RefSeq names its product multi-sensor signal transduction histidine kinase. The transcript has a single exon. NCBI's taxonomy places the organism in Eukaryota, Fungi, Ascomycota, Eurotiomycetes, Chaetothyriales, Herpotrichiellaceae. Gene Ontology annotation, biological process: phosphorelay signal transduction system; regulation of DNA-templated transcription; detection of visible light. The record is from RefSeq and is a predicted model, not a curated record. Gene Ontology annotation, molecular function: phosphorelay sensor kinase activity; protein binding. Bases 127 to 4572 code for a protein of 1481 amino acids.